Molecule: messenger RNA, 3492 nt
Organism: Capra hircus (goat)
Lineage: Eukaryota; Metazoa; Chordata; Mammalia; Artiodactyla; Bovidae
Product: transcriptional regulator ATRX-like
Exons: 6
Coding region: 116-916 (266 amino acids)
Source: RefSeq, a predicted model, not a curated record
GGGGGCUCAGGUUCAAUCCCUGGUCUGGAAACUGGAUCCCACAUGCUGUAACUUAGAGUUCUCAUGCUGCAGCUAUAAAGAUGCCACACGCCACAGCGAAGAUCAAAGAUCCUGCAUGCUGCAACCAAGAGACCUGGACACCAUACUUGCAGAACUUCUUCAAAUACAUAAAGAACAUAUUGUAGGAUAUCAUGAACAUGAUUCUCUUUUGGACCACAAAGAAGAAGAAGAGUUGACUGAAGAAGAAAGAAAAGCAGCUUGGGCUGAAUAUGAAGCAGAGAAGAAGGGACUGACCAUGCGUUUCAACAUACCGACUGGGACCAAUUUACCCCCUGUCAGUUUUAACUCUCAAACUCCUUAUAUUCCUUUCAAUUUGGGAGCCCUAUCAGCAAUGAGUAAUCAACAGCUGGAGGACCUCAUUAAUCAAGGAAGAGAAAAAGUUGUGGAAGCAACAAACAGUGUGACAGCAGUGAGGAUUCAGCCUCUUGAAGAUAUAAUUUCAGCUGUAUGGAAGGAAAACAUGAAUCUCUCAGAGGCCCAGGUACAGGCAUUAGCAUUAAGUAGACAAGCCAGCCAGGAGCUUGAUGUCAAACGAAGAGAGGCAAUCUACAAUGACGUGUUGACAAAACAACAGAUGUUAAUCAGCUGUGUUCAGCGAAUACUUAUGAACCGAAGGCUCCAGCAACAGUACAAUCAGCAGCAGCAGCAGCAAAUGACUUAUCAACAAGCAACACUGGGUCACCUCAUGAUGCCAAAGCCUCCGAAUUUAAUCAUGAAUCCUUCUAACUACCAGCAGAUUGAUAUGAGAGGAAUGUAUCAGUCAGUGGCUGGUGGUAUGCAGCCACCACCAUUACAACGUGCGCCACCCCCAAUGAGAAGCAAAAAUCCAGGACCUUCCCCAGGGAAAUCAAUGUGAUUUUGCACUAAAAGCUUAAAAGAUUGUUAAAAUCAUAGAAAGAUCUUUUAUUUUUUUAGGAAUCAAUGACUUAACAGAACUCAACUGUAUAAAUAGUUUGGUCCCCUUAAAUGCCAAUCUUCCAUAUUAGUUUAAAAUUUUUUUAAUAGGGCAUACCAUUUCUUCCUGACAUUUGUCAGUGAUGUUGCCUAGAAUCUUCUUACACACAUUGAGUACAGAAGAUCUUUCAAAUUGUUUUCAGUGAAAACAAGUCCUUCCAUAACAGUAACAACUCCACAGGUUUCCUCUCUAAAUUUUUAUGCCUGCUUUUAGUGACCAUAAAAUUGUCAUAAAUUAAUGAAUUUAUGAAAGAAUACUGAUUUAUAUAUUCAUUCUUUACAUAUAAAGACACACAGCUGAGUUCUUAGAGUUGAUUCCUCAAGUUAUGGAAUACUUUUGUACUUAUCCAUUUCUUGACUAAAGUGAUUGAAAUGGUUUUAAUGUUCUUUUGACUGAAGUCUGAAACUGGGCUCCUGCUAUAUCAUCUCUGUGACUGAAAGUUAGAAACUAAGGGUUGGUUAUCUUUGACACAGAAUUGUGUGCAAUAUUGUUAAAUACUACUGCUCUAAAACUUGGAGGAGUCUUACAGUUAUCUUAGCAUUGUAUAAACAGCCUUAAGUACAGCCUAAGAAGAGAAUUCUUUUUCUUCUUUAGUCUUUUCUGCCAUUUUUAUUUUCAGUUAUAUGUGCUGAAGUAAUUACUGGUAAAAUUUCAGGGUCGUGGAUUAUCUUCCACACUUGAAUUUUCUCUCUCCUGGCACUAAUAUAAGGCACAUCUCUUAACUGCUUGGUGCCAGUGCUAGUGCUUCAUCCUGUUGCUGGCAGUGGGAUGUGGACUAACAAAAUCAAGUUCUAGCAUUUUAGGAGGUUAAGGAUGACGUUGUGGUUGUUAGCUUCACACCCUGUUUUAUAAACAACAUCAAAAUGGCAGAACCAUUGCUGACUUUAAGUUCACAUGGGGAAUGUGCUUUAAAACAAUUCCCAGUACUGUCAGUAUUGUGAAGUAAUUCCUCCUAAAGAUAAGGAUCACUGGCUUCUAUGCUCUUCCUCUUCUUUUCUCUCAUCAGUAUGUUGUUUUUCCCCAACUGUAUUUUCUUACAUAAAUUCUGUUUUCAAGCUCAGUUUUUUUUUUUUAGUUUAGAUCUGUGAGGCAAUUUUCUAAUCAAAAUUCAUCUAAUGCCCUUUUAUGAGGUUUUACAUUGUUGUUUUUCUUAAUCCAGGCUUGUAAAAAUGACCUAUAUGCUUAUUCAUGUACAAUUUGGUUGCUUGAGUUUCUUAAAGAAAAAGAUUGUUAGACUGUGAGAGUCAACUCAACAUGGCGAAACCAUUUUUGAGAUGGCGAUGUAACAUGUAGUGGAAAUAGCUAACAAAUUCCCAAAAAAAAAGCUGGGUGGAGGAUUUGCUCUAGGUAUCACUGAGUUAGAAUGAGUUUAACAUUAGCUAAAACUGUUUUGAGUUGUUUGGACAAUUAAGAGAUGUCCACUUUUAUCUUGAAAGAACUAGUGGUAGAACAUUCAAGAGUACUAAGUACUAAGAGUACUAAGAAUUUUGAGGUUUGGUGGAUCCACCCUCCACGUUCCCAUAUUUGGAUAUUAUGCCAGCCAUAUAAUCAAAUUUAUUUCACUAGGGGGAUGUGUUUUUACUUUAGAAGAAAUGAAAAAGACAAGAUUUGUGAAAUAAAUAUUUGAAGACAGUAUACUCUGGCCAGCUGUUAUCAGUUGGUAUUUCUACAAGUCCAGAAUACUUUAAGCCUGAUUUACUCAACCUGGGAACUUUCACCAUGGUCUGAUUACUUGCUCAAAGACAUAGAUGUCAAAAUUUUAGGCAACCUUCUAAACCUUUUUCAUCAUGAAUGAAACUAUGACUUAAAGAAUAAUAGAUAGAAAGGUUAAUUGGAAAUAGUUUGGGAUAAAACUUGGAUCAGUUUGCAUACAAUCUUCACUUGACAUUUUAGCUACAUAAUAUGUACUUUGAGUAUAACAUCAAGCUUUAACAAAUAUUUAAAGAUAAAGUCAUGUCAAUAAGAUACUAAAAGGCUCAUUUUUAUAUUUGUUUUAGAUGUUUUAAAUAGUUGCAAUGGCUUAAAAAAUGAUUUAAAAUGUUGCUUGUAAUACAGUUUUGCCUGCUAAAUUCUCCACAUUUUGUAACCUGUUUUAUUUCUUCGGGUGUAAAGCGUUUUUGCUUAGUAUUGUGAUAUUGUAUAUGUUUUGUCCCAGUUGUAUAGUAAUGUUUCAGUCCAUCAUCCAGCUUUGGCUGCUGAAAUCAUACAGCUGUGAAGACUUGCCUUUGUUUCUGUUAGACUGCUUUUCAGUUCCGUAUUGAGUAUCUUAAGUACUGUAGAAAAGAUGUCACUUCUUCCUUUAAGGCUGUUUUGUAAUAUACAUAAGGACUGGAAUUGUGUUUUUAAAGAAAAGCAUUCAAGUAUGACAAUAAUACUAUCUGUGUUUUCACCAUUCAAAGUGCUGUUUAGUAGUUGAAACUUAAACUAUUUAAUGUCAUUUAAUAAAGUGACCAAAAUGUGUUGUGCUCUUUAUUGCA